GAGCUUGACAUUCAGUUGGCCUUUGGGCGCUGUGUUGUUGAAGGCAGCAGAGCCGUCAUAUCUCGCGGUACAUGAUCGUAGGAAGGCUGGGAUAUGGACUGACCGCUGCCUGCACAAAUCGACGGAGAGCAACGCUGUUUGUUCAACAGGAGGACUAAUAGCGAGGUGAGUCUAUAAUAAUGGCAAAAGAAGAUGAAAUUCCUGACUGGGCCGGAGCACAGGACUUCUAUGAGAAGUAUGAUCCAAAGGAGAUCCUUGGAAGAGGGGUGAGCAGUGUGGUUCGCCGCUGCAUCCAUAAGCGCAACACUCAGGAAUAUGCAGUCAAGAUCAUAGACAUCACGCCGUCAGAUAAGAUGAGCCCCGAGGAGAUCGAGGAGAUCAGAAAUGCCACAAUAAAAGAGAUAGACAUCCUCAAGAAAGUGUGUGGACAAGAAAAUAUCAUUCAACUGAAGGAUUCCUUUGAAACGAAAGCUUUCUUCUUCUUAGUGUUUGACUUGAUGAAGAAAGGAGAGCUUUUUGAUUACCUAACCGAGAAGGUUACGCUCAGUGAAAAAGAGACAAGGAAGAUUAUGCGGUCGCUGUUAGAGGUGGUUCAGUUCCUUCACUCUCAAAACAUUGUGCACAGAGAUCUAAAGCCAGAAAACAUCCUUCUGGAUGACAAUAUGAACAUCAAACUCACUGAUUUUGGCUUUGCUGUGCAGAUUGCACCAGGACAAAAACUUAAUGAGGUAUGUGGAACGCCAGGCUAUCUAGCCCCAGAGAUUAUCGAAUGCUCUAUGGAUCCUCACCACCAAGGUUACGGGACCGCCGUUGAUCUCUGGAGCGCAGGGGUGAUCAUGUACACCCUUCUUGCAGGUUCUCCUCCUUUCUGGCACAGGAAGCAGAUGCUAAUGCUGCGCAUGAUCCUGUCGGGAAGCUACCAGUUCACCUCUCCGGAGUGGGACGACCGUUCAGACACUGUCAAAGACCUGAUCUCCACAUUGUUGGUGGUGAAUCCUGAGGCACGUUACACUGCCAGAGAUGCCUUAAACCACCCUUUCUUCCAGCAGUAUGUGGUCGCGGAGGUGCGACAUUUCAGCCCGUACAGGAAGUUCAAGGUAAUCUGCAUGACAGUUUUGGCAACAAUGCGCAUUUACUGCAAUUAUCGACGUGCCAAGCCAGUUACCAAAGACGUGAUCAAGAGUGACCCCUAUGCAGUAAAGCCUAUUCGCAAGCUCAUCGAUGCCUUGAGAUAA
Molecule: messenger RNA, 1235 nt
Organism: Sinocyclocheilus rhinocerous
Lineage: Eukaryota; Metazoa; Chordata; Actinopteri; Cypriniformes; Cyprinidae
Gene: phkg1a
Product: phosphorylase kinase, gamma 1a (muscle)
Exons: 11
Coding region: 180-1235 (351 amino acids)
Biological process (GO): glycogen metabolic process; protein phosphorylation
Cellular component (GO): phosphorylase kinase complex
Molecular function (GO): phosphorylase kinase activity; ATP binding; calmodulin binding
Source: RefSeq, a predicted model, not a curated record